AUGGGAUCAGGAUGUCGUGGAAAUCGACCACGAGUGCCAGGUUGUGAGUGUCAGAACUGUGCUUGUGCCGUUGCAAGAACGCACCCAUCACCUGUAAUGCGACCAGCUGAUCGUAGUGCAAUCGUUCCGUUGGCCGUUGUACACCCAGUGGCGGCACCAUCAUACAUCUCGUCGCCAACGCCCAGAGAUCCAUUCAGUCAAUUGGGAAACUCAUACACGUUACACUCGAAUCCACCAGAAUCCCCUUUCUACACGCCAGCUACCGGAGCGAUACGAACAGUGGAGUCAAGAGUGUUUGAACCAGAACCCCCAUCUUACCAGGAAUCAAGAAAACCAUCGGCACAUUUAACGCAGUCUCAAAUCCAGGAAUCAGCCGUUGCAGAGCAUUCCCCCUUGCCACCAGCUUACGAACCCACUCAGCUGCCACCUCAUGACCAGAAGAACAUACUAGUGACAGCGAGUGGUUAUAUUGCAGAACGUCCGAACCUCAUUCGAGCCCCUGCUGUGCCACCUUCUCAAGAUGUUGGAAUGACCAAUAAAGGAAUCACCAGUCUGUCAUCUCGCGGCUCAGCUUACCAAGAAACUUUUGUACCGGUCAUGCGAAUGAACGAGACCACGGCUUCACCACCGCAGAUGGCUGACCAACACCCCAAGACAUACAGUCUGGGAAAAGUAGGUACCGCAGGCAUCGCUGAUUCACGCUAUGGCAUGCAAUCCGGACAAAUACAGGAAUGUUCCGGUUUGAUGGUACGUAUGGUGCACGGCAAGUCGAUCGUAGCAGCCACCGAGGAAUGCCUCAAAAUAGGUUGUGAGGCAAUAAAUGCGCAGUCACUACCUGACUACGCGUACAUGGUAAGGGACCGUCCCGACUGUGAAAAGGAUGAGUUCUACGUUUGCCUUGACGAAGCCGUUAGUUCAGUUUCAGAAGGAGACUAUCUCACUAUAGCGGGUGAUCUAAAUGGCCAUGUCGGCAUCGAAUGGAUAGGCUUAGAAAAGGUUCAGGAGGUAGAGAAAAAGGAGUCAGAGACCAUAGGCCACGGCUUAGUAGCCUGUCCUUCACUGAAUGGAUAA
Molecule: messenger RNA, 1071 nt
Organism: Haemonchus placei
Lineage: Eukaryota; Metazoa; Nematoda; Chromadorea; Rhabditida; Trichostrongylidae
Source: the annotation of a GenBank genome assembly